Molecule: messenger RNA, 6484 nt
Organism: Megalops cyprinoides (Indo-Pacific tarpon)
Lineage: Eukaryota; Metazoa; Chordata; Actinopteri; Elopiformes; Megalopidae
Gene: gli1
Product: GLI family zinc finger 1
Exons: 13
Coding region: 418-4905 (1495 amino acids)
Biological process (GO): regulation of transcription by RNA polymerase II; smoothened signaling pathway
Cellular component (GO): nucleus
Molecular function (GO): DNA-binding transcription factor activity, RNA polymerase II-specific; RNA polymerase II cis-regulatory region sequence-specific DNA binding
Source: RefSeq, a predicted model, not a curated record
AGAAAGAGAGGACUUGCACAGACUCUGCUGCUUCGGGUUUUGCGGGACACGGUUACCGAAUGUGGGUCAGUAUUUUGUUCUUGUCGCUGUUUUUUAGACAGAACUGUAAGGAAACUUUUGAGGAGCUUCUGCAGAAGGGGUCACGGCUGAGACUGAACUACAGAGGGAAUCUGCAAAGUGCUGGAUCGCCGACCGUCUCCAUCUGUAUCUGAGAUUUGUGUCCGUCCGAAAAAGAAAAAGGGGGGCUUUAUUGGAAAUUCUCUAACCCCCAGCGGGACGCUCACAGUCCCUCUUCUCCAAAGUCCCUCCAAGGAAACCUGAGUUUGCUGGGAUCAAAUUAAGGCCACCGACUGAUGCAGACAAUUCCAGCUUUCCACAAGAGGGUCUGAAGGUGCUAUCCCAGGGUUCUGAGCGCCAAUGCCAGUGGACAUGCAGCCACAUCAGGGGCUGUAUCAGUACGAGUCUGCACCCAACCAGCCGUCCAGAGGCCUGACCCCAUCGGGAAGUUACGUUGAUGUCUCUGCGCUCCGCCCACCACAUCACAACGGCCAGCCCCCUGACAGCAGAGCCAUGUACAACCCCCUAACCCCCAACAUGACCCCUGGCCCCUGCAUGGAUCCUUACAUGCGCCCCCCCCAUGGGCAUCCUCCGCACGGCAUGCUGGGACAUCGGGGCAUGCCCCCUACUGAGGGAGGCAAUGGAUCCACCUACUGCAGCCAGAACAAUCUGAUGUCGUCCCACCACAGCUUCUCCCACGGUCAGCACGGCCAGGAACAUAUUGGAACAGGUGACGGCUCGCGGUUCUCAACCCCUCGCUCCAUGCUGAAGCUGAGCAAGAAGAGAGCGCUGUCCAUCUCUCCGCUGUCCGACGCCAGCGUGGACCUGCAGACCGUCAUCCGCACUUCGCCCAACUCCCUGGUGGCCUUCGUCAACUCGCGCUGCGGCCCCAGCGGGAACGGCUCCUACGGUCACCUGUCUGUCGGGGCCAUGAGUCCAUCAAUGGGGUACUCCAGCUCAAUGAACUACCAGUCCAGACCCCAGGGCAAUAUGUAUGGCGGUGGGACACCCCUGGGACACCCCCCUGGACCCUGCCAUGCACCUUCUCCACGUCUGGUGCCCCACAAUCCCCGGCUCCACGCUCCCCCAAAACACUGCCACAUGAAGACGGAGCCGGUGCUGGGCAGCGUGAUGGACAGCCUCAGUGUGAAGGGUCUGGAGGAAAGGUCAGAAGGAGACGUCGCCAGUCCCUCCUCCACCGGAACACAGGACCCCCUCCUGGGGCUGCUGGAAGGGCGCGAGGACCUGGACAAAGAGGACGGAAAGCCAGAGCCCGAGGCCAUCUAUGAGACCAACUGCCACUGGGAGAGUUGCAGCAAGGAGUUCGACACGCAGGAGCAGCUUGUGCACCACAUCAACAAUGAGCACAUCCACGGGGAGAAGAAGGAGUUCGUGUGCCACUGGCAGGACUGCUCCCGGGAGCAGCGACCCUUCAAGGCCCAGUACAUGCUGGUAGUGCACAUGCGCAGACACACGGGCGAGAAGCCACACAAGUGCACUUUUGAGGGCUGUAACAAGGCGUACUCGCGCCUGGAGAACCUCAAGACGCACCUGCGCUCGCACACGGGGGAGAAGCCUUACGUCUGUGAGCACGAAGGCUGCAACAAGGCCUUCUCCAACGCCUCCGACCGCGCCAAGCACCAGAACCGCACGCACUCCAACGAGAAACCUUACGUGUGCAAAAUCCCGGGCUGCACCAAGCGCUACACGGAUCCCAGCUCUCUGCGCAAGCACGUCAAGACCGUGCACGGCCCUGAGGCUCACAUCACCAAGAAGCAUCGCGGGGAUACUGGCCCUCGGCCUCCUGGGUCUGUGCUGCCCCCUUCUGGCCAAGGGUCAGAAAUGCACCUGGAGAAGGAGGAGAGUCGCCGGGAGGACUGUAAACUGCUCGCCCCUGAGACAGUGUUGAAAUCCCAGCCCAGCCCUGGCGGCCAGUCAUCCUGCAGCAGCGAGCGAUCACCACUAGGGAGCGCCAACAACAAUGACAGUGGCGUGGAGAUGAACGCCAAUGCGGGCGGCAGCCUGGAGGACCUGACGGCGCUGGAGGACGGGGGGGCCGGAGGGGGCGACGCUGGGGGCGGCGUGGGGACCACAGGGAUGGGCAUGUCGGCCCAGGCUCUCAAGAGGCUGGAGAACCUGAAGAUCGACAAGCUGAAGCACAUCCGCCGGCCCACACCCCCCGGACGCAACGGCACGGGCGGCAGCAAGCUUCCUGCGCUCACAGCUUCCGGGGAGAUGCUGGGAAUGUGUGCCCCAUCGCCCAUGCUGUCAAACCGGCGUGUGAUGGAGCUGUCCAAUCCAGAGCUAGGGGGUGGCGUAGGGGGCGGGCCCUGUCCCCCGAACGACAGGCGGGGCAGCGGCACCAGCAGCCUGAGCUCCGCCUACACCGUGAGCCGGCGCUCCUCCAUGGUCUCGCCCUACCUGUCCAGCCGCCGCUCCAGCGAGGUGUCCCAGAUGGGCGGGGGAGGCGGUCAUCCCCAGACCAUCCUGGGCCAGGACCAAGGAGGAGGAGGAGGACACCCCCUCUCCCCAGAGACGGGGCGCAGGGCGGGGUCGUGCCGCGGGGGAGGGGGGCUGCCGGGUCUCCCCAGCCUCACCCCAGCGCAGCAGUACAGCCUGAAGGCCAAAUACGCAGCCGCCACCGGCGGGCCCCCUCCCACACCCCUGCCCAACAUGGAGCAGCCGGGGACCCCGAGACGGAUGGGCGGGUUCCUGAGCGAGUACCACGGCCAGCCCCUGCCCCCGUUCCUGCAGCAGGGGGCCGCUCGUCGGCACAGUGCCAACACCGAGUACGGCACGGGCAUCAUCUACCCCCACCAGGCCCCCGGGAAUGGUGCGCGGCGGGCCAGCGACCCGGUCCGAUCCGGUGCCGAGCCCCAGUCCCUGCCUAAGGUGCAGCGCUUCAACAGCCUCAACAAUGUGGCGGCCAUGGGCCGGCGCAACGCCACUGUAUCGCUGCCACACUGCGGCUCCGACGCCAACAUCGCCCGCCACAUGUACUCCCCGCGGCCGCCCAGCAUCACCGAGAACGUCAUGAUGGAGGCCAUGGCCAUGGAGCCGCAAGGCGGUGCUGAGGGCCGCGAGGAGUCCAUGAUGCCGCCAGGCCACAGGGCCUAUAUGGGGUACCAGCACCACGCUCACCACCAGGGGGCGCCAGCGCAACUCUCUCCGGGCCACGAGAGCCUGGGCUACCCUGAGCAGGCCUACCAGGUGCAAGGGAUGCAGGGACACUACCAGGGCCAGAGCGGGAACAUGGGGGCGGGAGGGGGGGGCCAGCUGGGCCAGGCCGAGGCCAGCAGCCUGCUGCAGCAGGCCGAGUACAGCAUGAGCGCCUGCCAGCUCAGCCCCUCUGGCCCCCACUACCCGAGCCUGGGGCAGGCCGGGGAGCCCGUGGGGGGGCCAUGGGGGGAGCACAGCCAGCCUGGCGUGGCCAGCCAGAUUCAGAGCCCCCACGGGCCGCAGGAGGGGAUGCAGUACCAGGGCCAGGGGAUGCAGCUGCCAUCACGGGUGCACUUCAGCCAGCAGGGCCUGUUCAACAGCAACCCGGGUGGCGUCCAGAAGCUGGCCAUCAAGCCGGAGCAGCAGUACCACCCUUCCCUCGGGGCCCCGAACCAGUGCCAGAACAUGAAGCAGCACCACCAGCAGCACCCCCACCAGCCUCCCGUACCCCUGUCCCCGCAGGGCUACGCCCAGCAGCAGGCCAGCCAGGUGAUGCUGAGGUCCACCAACGCCAGCUGUGACUUCCAGGGCCAGAUGGACCCCCAGACACCCCAGCAGCAGCAGCAGGGCUCCUUCCCCAGCGCCGGGGGGCUGAGCCUGGGGUGCGCCGGGUCCCCCCUGGGCGACGGCCGGCGGUCCCAGACGCCCAUGAUGCAGGUGAAGGAGAUGAUGGUGAGGAACUACGUGCAGUCCCAGCAGGCUCUGAUGUGGGAGCAGCAGGAGCAGCGGGCGGCGGACAUGAGCGUCUCCGGGAAGCCCGGCCAGCAGCCCGGCCUCGCAGACGGCAUGGAGAUGGAGGGGCAGGCGGCCAUGAUGCAGCACAGCCCACACCACCAGCACCCGGCCCAGAACCUCUACUCCGGCAGCGGCUACCCGGGCUACCCCAACCAGAACCUCAUGAGUCCCCCCGCGCACAACGGAGGCCCGGGCUCGGUGCAGCCGAAAGACCCGCUGCUGGGCCUGGCGGGCCCCUGCUACGGUAUGGACAUGGUCGCCCCUCGACCACCGCAGGGGCGGAAGCCGCUCAGUCGCCAGAACAGCCUCUCGCAGCAGCAGCAGCAGCCAGGUGGGGGGUACCUGUCCAGCCCGCCCCACCUCAGCCCGGGACACUCCGCCGCCAGUCCCGCCAGGAGAGGGGUCCGUCUGCCUCCAGUGCAGCACCAGCAGCAGCCUCAUUCCGAAAUGCUUCCCCCCGCUAACAGCGCCAUGUACUACUCCGGCCAGAUCCACAUGCACCCCGACCUGGAGAAGCAGCACUCGCACCAGGACGCCCAGUCGGGGCCCUGCCUGAGCCAGCAGCACAUGGGGCCCCUGGAGACCGGGGCCAAGUCCGCGUCCCUUGCGUACCCAGAGCCGGCGCCCAUGUCCAACGCGCUGGACAACCUGGACCUGGAGAAUGCGCAGAUCGACUUCGCCGCCAUCAUCGACGACCCCGACCCGGCCUCCUUCAGCCCCCUGCAGCCCCUCCCGGGCCAGCACCCGUCCCAGUCGCAGAGCUCCUCACGCCUCACCACCCCGCAGACCUCCCUCUCCCUGCCCGCCGGGCUCUCCAACAUGGCCGUAGGUGACAUGACCUCCAUGCUCACCUCCCUGGCCGGGGAGAACAAGUAUCUCAACACCCUGUCCUAGACAGGAGGGUGCAGCCCAGACCACGGACUCAGUCAGGACAGAUGGACACAGGAGUAUGAUAAAAGCCCACUGCCUUCUAGUUAAACCAAAGGUGCCUGUUGAACAUUCACGUACUGAGGCCCGUGGGUCAGAGUCUGCUCAUCGGUGCUGUUCAGAAAGCGCAGCUGAUCCCCUGCUUCAGUUUCCAGACUCUUUCCUGAGGGCCCCACCCGCAAGUGUUGCGGUUCACUAACAGUGGCAUACUCACCAUUGCAGCAGAAAGCAAACAACGGUACUGAAAGUUUACAUGUGAUGUAAAUAAGGAAAACAUUUAUAUAUGCUGUGUAUAUGACGAUGCUGACAGUGAAGAGAGUAAUUACUCCAUGAACUACACGUCCAGUCAAGGGGGGACUGGAUUUUGAAAUCUUUCACAGUCCUGAAAGAGAAGCACAGAAGACCUGACAAAGGGACAUGCUGUUUGUCUAGAAGUGCAUGUAGAGGUACAGAAACUGUUUUUGACUCUGUGAACUCUUGUAUAACCACAGUGGCAUAAUACUGACUGAAAUAUACGCCGUUAUGACAGCAGUUUAUAGAUUGAAGUGCACCAGACUUAGGAUCAUUUGAAAUAAAGAGCUGUAGGCAAAGGAUAUGUAUAAGAAAAAAGGAGAAUUCUGUUCACCCCCUUUGAGUUUAUGAUUAUCCAUUAAGCUGUUCAUCCUGGACUGUAUUUGGAUCAAUCAAGUGAGAAUAAAGUGCCUUUGCCCUCUAGGGCCACUGACUGUGGCCUGCGUCCUAAAUGAUCUAUGCGAAACACAACCGUAAACGCUGCGACAAAGGGGAGAUGCCACAGGAGAGAAAGGGUUUAUGGUGAACUGUACAGUCCCAGCACCCACCUGUUUCCUGUUCUCACAUUAGAGUAUGGCAGUAUUUACCUUUUUUUUUAAUUGACUUGUUCUCAAUGAAAGUACGCAACCCUCAUUGUAAAAGGGUUUGCUCAAAACGCUGAAAUAGUAUUAAGACUCUCUGGUCUUUCAAUUUAGAAGGAAAUCGAAUUGCCUGUUAUGCAGGUGUUAUCCGGUUGUUAGCUGUAAUGCCUUCAGGAAUCCCCCUCAGGAGACCCAGACAAUGGUUGCCCUUGACUCCUGAACCACAGCCAGUGAUGUCAAUCAUAAGGAGCGAGCAACUUCAGCACCCACGGCAACUGCAGCACCGCUUCCGGGAGCGGAUCUCCGUAUUAUGGGAUGUAUGGAGGAGACUUGAUGGAAAGACAGGUCACGAGUGACCUCAGGGUUCGAAAACACACAGCCAGCUCUGCCUGGCAGUGCACUGCUGAGUCUUCCCCACUGCCUUCCUUCAAUCCAGUAUGCGUGGCAAAUGAAUUCCACCCCACUGUCAUACGAGAUGAUAUCUCCAGAUCACUAUUGGUAAUUACAACCCUGAAAUCUGGUAUACCGCAAGCUUUGGCUGUCGUUCAUCUUUUCGGUCUGAACUGGGAAGAGGUGUGUUUCACAACUGUGGACUAAUUUUCAUGUCUCGCUCAGUCGGGUUAUCUCCUGUGCUUGGCCAACCAAAGAUGAUUUGAAUUGACAAUAGAAACAAA